Alligator mississippiensis (American alligator) is the source of this 1764-nucleotide messenger RNA. RefSeq names its product chromosome 15 C8orf90 homolog (gene C15H8orf90). The transcript has a single exon. The record is from RefSeq and is a predicted model, not a curated record. Bases 24 to 695 code for a protein of 223 amino acids. NCBI's taxonomy places the organism in Eukaryota, Metazoa, Chordata, Crocodylia, Alligatoridae.
UUCUGGGGUACAGAGCCCUGUCGAUGACUCACUGGCCCCACCCUCUGCUGAAUGUGGGGCCAAAUUUGGCCACAAUAAAGGCCUGCCAGCUUGCCCCCCAGAAGGGAGCAGUCACAGUGGCCCCUGCAGGCACCCAGCAUGGGGGUAAGCAGUCGCCCACCCACCCCUUUACCCCGGGAAUAAUCCGUGCCGUGUGUCCACGCCCCUCAGGUGGUGACAGAGGGAGCCCAGCCCUGCCUGGUCACCCCCCCGCUGGUUCACUGGAGCCCUUGGGGGCACAGAUGGUGCCAGGUGCCUUCCCGGACAUCUACGAUGGGGACAGCCGGCAGUGGGAAGCACAUUUCCGGGGCAUCCAGCGGGCCUACCAGGAGCUGGGCAAAGCCGAGGACUUUGCGAUCCGCGUGCUGACUGAGGACUUCACGCUGCCCUUCCCCUUUGCCUGGCCGCCCGCCUCACCCCCCGACUGUGCCAGCUGCAGUUUCUUCCUGCGCCCAGGCUGCCCUGUGCCUCGCUUCCUCCAGCCCCUGCACACCACUGCCCAGGCCUUUGUCAAGAAGCGCCAGCUGGAGCAGCUGGCGCUCCGCUAUGCCCACCAGGCUGGCACUGCCAUGGAGACUGGCGCCACACCCACCAGCCCCAGGGAGCCAACCGCCGACGGGCGGGGCCCUGCACAGCCCCACUGCAGCCCCCAGUGAUGUUCCAGCUAUGCAGGAACCCCCGCCUUCCUGCUCCAGAUGUUCCUAAUACCCACCCUUGCCCACCUUGCUGCUCCAGGGCUUCCCAAUCCCCGUCCUGCUUGUAGUCACCUGCCAGAUGUUUCUACAGCUGCCUUCAUGCUUCAGAUGUUUAUGCCUCCCCCUCUUGAUGUACCAGACACCCGUCACCUGUCCAGAUGUUCGUCGCCAAAUACCAGGGAGCCAGCCCCGCCCACCUGCAUGUUCCAGAUGUGGGUGGGGUUGAGCAUGGCCACCACAGCCCUCCAAAUGUGCAUCAUGCCCUAGCCAGCUCACCCAUAGACUCCAGACAUUUGCAGGCCAUUAAACGCUCCAGGUGUUUCUGAACCCUGGCCUUUAUGUUCCAGAUGUUUCUAAGGUCCCAUCCUCUCUGCCUCACUGUUCCAGAUGUUUGGACCCUCACUUGAGACGUGGAUGAGGGCCAGCUGUGCCCCACAAAAUGCUCCAGAUGUUUCUAAGGUCCAGCCCUCCGUCUCAGUGCUCCAAAUGUUUGGGAACCUGAAGCCAAGUGCAGAUAAGGGCCAGCUGUGUCCUCAUCACGCUCCAGAUGUUUAUCGCCUUUCAGCUGUGGGGGCCUUCGUGCUCAAGAUGUUUGUGGAGCAUUCCCAACACUCCUGAAAAUCCAGGUGCACACUCCCAGCACCACCCCUUGGGAUGCUCCAGAUGUUCAUCGCAUCCUGCAGUGCUCCCCACCAUACUCCAGAUGUACACGAGCUCCAGGUCCACCCACCUUUGGGUCCCAGACGUUCAGGGAUCCCAGCCCAGCCUCGCCAGUGGUUCCAGAUGUUCAUAGCAAGUCAGAGGCUCCGGUUGUGACUCCUCCACCCCCGGGAAUCCAGGUCUGCCAGAUGCAAAACAGUUGGAUGCCAUGGGGGGGGGGAACAGGUCUCACCCCAGCCUAGGAAAUACCCCCCUGGAGCCUAGGAAAUCCCCCCCCCCCACCCCCAGGAAAUGACCCCCUAGAGCAACAAAGCAUUUUGGAACCAGUUGGUUUGUUUUGGGGUCUUUUUUGGGGGGGGUGUUCUGAUUU